CACAGUCUACAUUCAGAUAUCAACAUGUUCCGUUCUGUUAUCUUCUUUGCUGUUUCUGUUAGCUGUGUCAUCGCUAACUCUAAUGAAAUUAAGGAUGGUGGAUCGGACAGAGGUGCCCACAGCGACCGAGCAGGCCUCUGGUUUGGGCCCAGACUCGGCAAGCGUUCCUUGAGGAUAUCUACUGAAGAUAACAGACAAGCAUUCUUCAAACUCUUGGAAGCGGCAGACGCAUUGAAAUAUUACUACGAUCGCUUACCUUACGAGAUGCAAGCGGACGAACCUGAAACCAGAGUUACCAAAAAAGUGAUAUUUACUCCUAAAUUGGGAAGGAGUUUGGCUUAUGAUGAUAAAGUGUUUGAGAAUGUUGAGUUCACACCACGGUUGGGAAGGCGGUUGGCUGAUGAUAUGCCCGCGACGCCGGCUGAUCAGGAACUGUAUAGACCAGACCCGGAUCAGAUCGACAGCAGGACGAAAUACUUCUCGCCGAGGCUCGGCAGAACCAUGAAUUUUUCACCACGACUCGGCAGGGAAUUGUCCUAUGAAAUGUUACCAAGCAAACUAAGAAUGGUGAGGAGUGCCAACAGAACUCAAUCGACAUAAACCUGACACGAAGCCGCCAUCAAACAUAACCUCAAAAUGUAACAAACUAAUGUACUGUAUAAUGUAUAAAUAAAUCGCUAUUUUGGACGAAAUAAUGUACUGUUUUUGUAUUUAAUACUUAAUUAGAUAUUAAUAUUUAGUCUUGUAAGGGAAUAAAUGAGUUUAAUGUAA
Spodoptera frugiperda (fall armyworm) is the source of this 771-nucleotide messenger RNA. It is a transcript of the gene PBAN, whose product is annotated as PBAN-type neuropeptides. Gene Ontology annotation, biological process: pheromone biosynthetic process; neuropeptide signaling pathway. Bases 25 to 600 code for a protein of 191 amino acids. The transcript is spliced from 6 exons. Gene Ontology annotation, molecular function: neuropeptide hormone activity. The record is from RefSeq and is a predicted model, not a curated record. Lineage: Eukaryota; Metazoa; Arthropoda; Insecta; Lepidoptera; Noctuidae.